Molecule: messenger RNA, 561 nt
Organism: Linum trigynum
Lineage: Eukaryota; Viridiplantae; Streptophyta; Magnoliopsida; Malpighiales; Linaceae
Source: the annotation of a GenBank genome assembly
AUGCGCAAGUUGGAAACUUUAAGUUGUAACCCAGCACAACCCAAGUGUAACCCCAAUGAACAAAGGAAGAAGCAGAAAACAAUUGCUGCAUUCCGCCAUUCCUUCAAUCUAAGAAAGGCUGAAGUAGGAGGGUGGUGCAGAAAUGGUCGAAUCCCCGAAGCUCCAAAUCCGAAACGAAUAGAAGAAGUUAGAAUGACGCGCAUUCAGGCGGAAACCCUAACUGGGGGAAUGCUUCAAUCAGACAUCCAGAGUGACGCAAAAGAUCCGAACUCGGGAACCAGAGAACCUAGACUAACCAACUAUGAGAGAACGAGAAAAGAGGAGAGAAUGAAACAUCUGAUGCUCUCCGCUCGAAUGAAGACAAUUAUAACAAGACCCAGCCAGAUUCAAACUUCUUCAAGGGGGCAGGAAAUGAAGAUUAGAUGGCAUGGCAAGAAAUUACACUUACAGAUCAAAGAUGAAAGGGAUAAAUCGGAGGAGGGCAGGCGCGACCGGGAGGAGAGAGCUUUGUGGAGUGAAGAUUCCAUAGCCGGCUCGGGAGAAGAACGUAGCAGAACAUAA